AUGGGGACUCGAACGCUCACCGCCGUUGCAGGGGAAGUGUCAACCACGAACCAUCAUACGCUCACUAACCAUGUCUCUCAAGGUCGUCGUCGUCGCCUGCGUGGCUGUCGUCGCUCUGUGCGACAAGGCCCCUGUCUACGCCCCUCCUCCCCCCGCCUACGCCCCUGCACCUUACCACGCCCCGAACCGCCUACCACGCCCCCGAACCCGCAUACCACGCCCCUGCUCACUACGAGCCCGAAUACCCUGAUGUCCCACCCAAGUACAACUACAACUACGGCGUCGCCGACGGCUACUCCGGCGCCAACUUCGGCCACUCGGAGUCCCGCGACGGCUACAAGACCGAGGGCAGCUACACCGUGGACCUCCCCGACGGCCGCAAGCAGACCGUCAAGUACGUGGACAACGGCGACGGUCUCGUAGCUGAGGUCAGCUACGAGGGCGAGGCUCAGUACCCCGAGCACACCCCCGCCUACAAGCCCGCUCCCUCCGCCUACGUCCCCCCUACUCCUGCCUAUGCUUAAAUCAAGACAGAGAAUCACAUAUGUACAUAAUUUAAAUCAUAUUUCAA
Messenger RNA from Penaeus vannamei (Pacific white shrimp), 571 nucleotides. The record is from RefSeq and is a predicted model, not a curated record. NCBI's taxonomy places the organism in Eukaryota, Metazoa, Arthropoda, Malacostraca, Decapoda, Penaeidae.